Molecule: messenger RNA, 760 nt
Organism: Oxyura jamaicensis (ruddy duck)
Lineage: Eukaryota; Metazoa; Chordata; Aves; Anseriformes; Anatidae
Product: transgelin-2-like
Exons: 5
Molecular function (GO): protein binding
Source: RefSeq, a predicted model, not a curated record
GCGGCGCUGCCCCGUUCCCGGCCCUGCGGACCCGCCCCGGGAGCGGGCGGUCCCGGGCCGCCCCCGGCCGCGCUGACAUCAGCCGUGAAAAGGGCGCGGGCGGCGGCAUCCGCCACUGCCGCACCGGGACCGCGGGAUCGGCGCCGCAGACCCCCCAGCCGUCAGCAUGGCGAACCGGGGACCGUCGUACGGGCUGAGCCGGGAGGUGCAGCAGAAAAUCGACCGGCAGUACGACCCCGAGCUGGAGCAGGUGCUGGUGCGCUGGAUGGUGGGGCAGUGCGGCGGGGACGUCUCGCAGCCCGCACCCGGCCGCGACGGCUUCCAGCAGUGGCUCAAGGACGGCACCGUGCUGUGCCGGCUCAUCAACAGCCUGUACCCGCGGGGCCAGGGGCCGGUGGCCAAGAUCCAGGCGUCCACCAUGGCCUUCAAGCAGAUGGAGCAGAUCUCGCAGUUCCUGCAGGCGGCCGAGCGCUACGGCAUCGCCGCCACCGACAUCUUCCAGACCGUUGACCUGUGGGAAGGGAAGAACAUGGCGUGCGUGCAGAGGACCCUGAUGAACCUGGGCAGCCUGGCGGUGGCCAAGGGCGACGGGCUCUUCGUGGGAGACCCCAACUGGUUCCCCAAGAAAUCCCAGGAGAACCGGCGCGUCUUCUCCGAGGACAAGCUGAAGGAGGGCCAGAACGUCAUCGGGCUGCAGAUGGGCACCAACCGGGGCGCCUCGCAGGCGGGCAUGACGGGCUACGGCAUGCCCCGCCAGAUC